CGAAGCCUAAACAAACCCACCCCCAAUCGGGUCGCCAAUUGCCAGUCUAAUCAACUCAUCAACCGCCCUCUUCCCCCGUCGGGCAAAGCUCUUCUCCGCUUCUUCCGCUGUCGAGUUUCCCGGCGCAGCUCGCCAGCUCCCUGACAGUCGCGAUCGACCUUCGAAUAUUCCGGGGCCAUCAAAGGAUUGAAGGCGAAACUUACAGAACCACCCGAGAGGAACAAUGGGGAGAUCGAAGGGAGACGGAGCCAGAAGCAAGUCUCGUCCCUCUAGCAGCAGUUUGGCUGCGUCUCUAUUGCCACAAGGUGCACCUGCAGUAGGAUUCGGCGGCUUUGUUGGUAGCUCCCGUGUCGAGCCUUCGUUGCCAACAGAAGAAGCUCCUUUCACGGAGAUUGAUAGUGAAUUGGCACAACACCUGAAAAGGCUUGCAAGAAAGGAUCCUACCACCAAAAUUAAAGCCUUGGCAUCACUGUCUCAGUUAUUCAAACAGAAAAAUUUAAAGGAGAUAGUACCUAUCAUUCCACAAUGGGCAUUUGAAUUCAAGAAGUUGCUGCGGGAUUACAAUCGAGAGGUUCGGCGGGCAACUCAUGCAACCAUGACUAAUCUUUUCAACGUUGUUGGAUAUUUUGAUGGAGCAGAAGCCAUAAAUAGUUUCCAUUGUAGUCUUACUGAUCAGAUCCUUAUUAAGCUCUUGUGGCAUUAUUACCUGCACUCCGAGAACUCUAAGGAUAACAAUGAUUCUUCCUCAGAUGCAUCUUUUAAACCAGGACAACUAGGGCUUAAUGGCAACAGUUCAGCAGGCUAUUUUCAGGAUCUUGGGAAUUGCAUCAUUGAGAUUCUGUCAGGGAUCAAUUCUCUAGAGCAUAAUAUGCUCAUGAUUUUCUGCGCUGCAUUUCAAGAGUCCUGCCUGGGAAUAUUUCAGUUGCCAGAGAGCUCUAUUAAGUGUGUAGAACAGGUAAAACGAGUGACGGAGUUCUUGUUAUUAUUGGACCAGCAGGUUGUGCAGAAAAGUGAAACUUGGCCUUUCUCUGAUCUGGUUGGACCAACUUUGGUGAAGUGUUUCCCUUUGAUAAAGGAAAAGGAACAUGAUUCCCAGUAUUCAGUGAGAUUCAUGGUGGCAAUUGUUCAUAUAUUUGGUCCACACAAGAUAGUUGAAGAACUUUCGGGUUCAAAGCUGGGAGAGGAAGAUUUUUUGCAUGCUUUCAGUGAAACUUUUAUUCCUUGGUGCUUACAAGAUCACAGUAGUACCGGGAUUCGACUGGAUCUCUUACUUGCUUUACUUGAUGACCGAUGCUUUUCAGAACAAUGGGAUAUCAUUAUUUUUCAUGCAACAAAUCUAGAAUACCUUAAAAACACGGUCUCGAAUUUGGACUCUGACAGCAUAUCUGUGUUGGCUAUGCUUUUAGAGAAAGCAACAGAAAGAAUUCAAAGUAUUGGUCAUCUACAAGGCUCUUGCGCAGCAAGUUGGCAACAUAAACUUUUGGACUCCACUGCAAUUGCAGUUGUCCGUGAGUUUCCUUCUUUUGGAGCAGGCAGUGCUCGUUUUGUGCGUGCUGCACUUGGCGGGAUGGUGGGAGAUGGUGGAGCUUCAUUCCUGUCCAUGGAUGUGACAGUUGUAGUAUUUAAGGAAGUGCUUAGGAAGUUGAUGAUUUUCAUGAAUGGCUCUUCCUUUGCAUGGGUUAGAGACACAUACUCAUUGAUAACAAUAGAAAGGGCUGAGUCUGACAUGGGAUGUAAAUCUUCUAUUGAUGUACAUGAUAUGGCUCAUUUUGCAUGUCAAGUACUUGGUGGUGUUUUCUUGAGGCUAAAGCAUCUCACUGAUGAGGUUUGGCUAAUUUCAGGAAUAUUAUCUGCAGUGUACGUGAUUGAUUGGGAAUGUAGCAUGGCAACUGUGUUCCUCGAUGAGUUUGCAGAAGAUAUUAAAGAAAAUAUUGAAAAAAGGUUGUUAUCUUGUAAAUCUGUGAAUGCGUUGCGCAACAAGAUUGACCGCCAGUUCUUGAAGAGCCUUGGUGCUAGUACUCAGAAGAACCUUGAAAGCAUUUUGGUUAACUCAGUAAGAAGUGCUGUCACUAAGGCAGAAAACUCAGACCAUGGAAAAAUCACAUCUAUGUGCUGUAACUGGAUUGAUGAACUUCUGUGUCUUUGUCAAGAGGAAUCCGAGGAACAAAUGUUGUUUGAUAAUCUUCUCUCCCAGAGUGAUUCAUGGCCUCAAUGGGUUCUGCCAAAUUUCAACAUCAUAGAAAGAACAACCUGUUUGGAUAAGGCAGAGUUCUCUGAAGCCCUCAAAUUUGUUUCGUUUAUUGGUAAGCUUAUAUCCAAAUUAGGAUUUCAGAGAUUUUUUAGAGGUGCUGCGCCUUCACGGUCAACUGAGAUUGCUGACAUUGAGCUGACCACCUCUCUCUCACAUUAUUCACGUGCCUGGCUGGUAGCAGAGAUAUUAUGUACAUGGAGUUGGGCUGGUGGCAGUGCUUUGAGUUCUUUCUUACCUUCCUUGAUUGUUUAUGUGAAGAGUGAGAGUUAUUGUCAUGAAGCUGGCUUGUUGGAUUCCCUUGUCACCAUCCUAGUUGAUGGUGCUCUUGUUCAUGGAGGAAGUUGUGGGCUAAAUUUGUCUACCAUAGGGCCUGUUACACUUGAUGAGGUGGACAUGAUUAGAGAGCCAUUUUUGAGAGCUCUUGUCUCCUUACUGCUUACUCUUUUUGAUGAGAACAUAUGGGACAAGGAAAAAGCUCUAUUCUAUUUUAAAUUGAUUCUAACCAAACUCUAUAUUGGUGAAACUAUAAAUGCAAAUUGCUUGAGGAUAGUUCCACUCAUUGUUGAUGUCCUUAUUAGGCCCUUGAGUAUUGUAUUUGACACAGUUGAUGAGAGAAUGCUGUCUGAUUCAUCCCAGAGUAGUGAAAUACAAGAGGUGAUGAUGGUGUGGCUCAAGCAAACUCUGUCAUUCCCACCUUUGAAUGUGUGGCUAACAGGAGAAGGCAUGGAAGACUGGUUUCACUUGGUAAUGGCCUGUUACCCUAUAAGAGGCGUGGAAGGUGAGAAAAGUUUUAGCACAGAAAGAUAUGUCAGCUCUGAGGAAAAGAUGCUUUUGAUUGAAUUAUUUCGGAAGCAAAGACUGAAGAAAGAGACCGCACCAUCUUCUGUGAACAAGCUACCAGUUGUAGAUAUUUUGUUAUCAAAGAUUAUUCUGGUUUCCAUUGCUUAUUGUUGGAAAGAAUUUGCUGAAGAGGAUUGGGAAUUUGUUAUUUAUCAUUUGAGGCGUUGGAUUGAACUAGCAGUUGUUACAAUGGAGGAAGUUGCUGAGAAUGUAAAUGAUGCUAUAACUCACAGUUCCACACCCAUUGACUUACAAAUAACUUUGAGGAUGCUUGAAGAUACUGUUUCAGUUAAAGAUCCUUUUACUUUCAAACUUGCUAGAAAUGCUCUUGUUGGAUUUUCCCUAUUUUCUGAAAUUAUCGAGCUCCAAAAGAAGGAUGGAACAGAAAAUUCUAGUCCCUUGAUGGAUAAAUGGGAGAUAGUUUUAGACAGGAUUCUAGAAGGUAUUCUUCGUUUGUUUUUUUCCACAGCUACUGCUGAGGCAAUAUCAAGUUCCUAUUGUUCUGAAGCGUCCUCCAUUAUAGCAUCCUCUCGGUUUCAUCAAUCUAAAUUUUGGGGCUUGGUUGCUUCAAAUGUUGUUAAAUCAUCUUCACGAGCAAGAGAGAAGGCUGUUAAAUCAGUUGAAAUCUGGGGGCUAAGUAAAGGGCCAAUUAGCUCUCUUUUUGCACUGCUUUUCUCUCACAAGCCACUUCCUUCCCUACAGUUUGCUGCUUAUGUUGUUCUUUCUGCAGAACCCGUAUCAUACUUGGCUUUUGUGACUGAGAAUAAAGGAAGUUUUUUCAAUGGAGACAUCUCCAAUAACCAGGAUUGUCGUAGUCUUGAACCAGUUGAUGAAGAAAAUAGUGUUCAUCUUAGGGAAGAAAUUUCCACCAUGCUGGAAAAAUGUCCAAGGCAAGUUCUUGAAAUGGAUUUGCUCUCAGCUGAACAGAUCAACAUCCUUCUUGCCUGGUCUUUGCUGCUCUCACAUCUAGUUUCUCUACCGUCAUCAUCACCUUCCAGGGAGAAAAUCGUCCAAUACAUCCAAGAUUCUUCUUCUUCUAGUAUAUUGGAUUGUCUUUUUCUGCACAUUCCUUUGGAAUUUUGUGCACCUUCAGUUGUGAAAAAGAAGGAUUUAGAACUUCCUGCUUCAAUAUCAGAAGCAGCAAGAGCUGCAACACGUGCCAUCACUUGUGGUUCAGCUGUUUUUGCUCUGGAAUCACUUUGGCCUGUUCAACCAGAAAAGUUCGCUUGUCUUGCCGGUGCUACUUUUGGUCUCAUGCUUCAAACUCUUCCGGCCUAUGUUCGGGCGUGGUUCAGUGAUAUACGUAAUCGUUCCACAUCUUCUGCUGUUGAAUUCUUUACCAAAUCCUAUUGUAGCCCACCUCUCAUUGCAAUGGAACUCUCUCAGAUCAAGAAAGAAAAGUAUGUUGAUAAUUUCUCGGUCAGUGUUAGCAAAUCUGCCAACGAAAUUGUGGCAACCUAUACAAAGGAUGAAACAGGAAUGGAUCUUGUAAUUCGCCUUCCCGCAUCUUAUCCUUUGCGGUGUGUUGAUGUAGACUGCACCAGGAGUCUUGGUAUUAGUGAAGUGAAGAAGAGAAAGUGGUUGAUGUCGAUGAUGUCAUUUGUACGAAAUCAGAACGGAGCCUUGGCAGAAGCAAUACGAAUAUGGAAAAGCAAUUUCGACAAGGAAUUUGAAGGGGUUGAAGAAUGUCCGAUAUGCUACAGCGUAAUCCACACGUCUAACCAUAGCCUUCCGCGUCUGGCGUGCAAGACGUGCAAGCAUAAGUUCCACUCUGCUUGCCUCUACAAGUGGUUUUCCACCUCUCACAAGUCUACAUGUCCCUUGUGCCAAUCGCCGUUCUGAUUUUCUUUCCUUUCAAAGAGGGGCGGGCAGACAGAGCUGCCCUGCCUUCACUGCCCUUUUAGUCAUAGGCUGUUGGCUAACUGGUUUCAUUGGCUAUGGGUGUUAAUAUUGUAUGUUGCUGGUCAACUUUGGCACUUGACACAACAAGUGAACUAACGCCAGGAACGUCAUGCCAUUAUAACUACUUGUGGUGCAGAUAAGGAAGAAGCCCGAGCCCGAAGUAUAAUCAAUGAUAUGUUUUGGCAAACGGAUCAGAACCGAUCUUUCUGAUCUCAUGCCCUUCGUCGAUUUAAACUGAUCCAUGGCAGACUCGGCUUCUCAGUGUCGGUAAUUAACUCCAUGUAUUUUUGCAAUAACAACAGCAGUAUGGCAUUUUUUGGUUUCUGCUUUGUCUAGUCGUACUCUCACCCAGCUUGUCUCACCCCACAAUUAAAUUUAUUUACAGAUAUCUAGUUGAACUUCUAGGAUUUUAGUAGUUGGGUGGUUAGAUGGGGAUGUAUAAUUUAUGCCUUAUGCAUGUAUACUUCUUUGAGUUAAGUUUUUGGUGUCUUUAAGGGCAUACAUAACCUUUUUUUUUACUAAUAGAGAAUGUGUACAUAU
Messenger RNA from Cuscuta campestris, 5533 nucleotides. The record is from the annotation of a GenBank genome assembly. Lineage: Eukaryota; Viridiplantae; Streptophyta; Magnoliopsida; Solanales; Convolvulaceae.